AUGAAUAACCAGGCUGAGCUCAUACGUCAAAUUUUGUUAGAACCAGAUAGUGAAGAUGACUUAUUGUCCGACGGCAGCGAAUUAGAAGAUCAUGUGAGUGCUCGCAGUCAAGAUAGUGGCACUGAACAGGAUUUAAGUAGCGAUUACGAUAGCGAGGAUGAUGUACCGCUAUCUGACUUGCAAUUUCCGAAUCAACGCUUACCAGAGGAAGAACAGUCGGAUAGUCAGGUAACAAAUUUGUUUUUUGUUGGCAAAGAUGGAACAAAAUGGUCUAAAGAACCCCCUGUACAACAAGUUCGAACCCGGUCUGAGAACAUCAUCAGACAAACAUCUGGAGUAAGUCAAGUAGCAAAGCUAGCGCAAUCGGAACUGGAAUGCUGGAGUUUGUUUUUUCCCGAAAGUAUGCUCUCUAUUAUCCUGACUCAUACUAACUUGCAAAUACGAGAAAGGAAUACUGGUUGUGAAUCCAUCCCUCAUUUCAAGAAAGAAAUAGACAUGCCUGAAUUUAAGGCUUUUAUUGGUUUAUUGUACAUCGCCGGCUUUUACCGGUCUGGAAGGCAAAAUACCGUUGACCUUUGGGCUUCAGACGGCACCGGAGUUGAAAUAUUUCGGUUGACUAUGUCACGGCAACGAUUUCAUUACAUUCAAAGCUGUCUCCGUUUCGACAAUAAAGAUACACGCGACGAAAGAAAACUAUUGGAUAACAUAGCACCAAUACGGCAAGUAUUUGAAAUGUUUGUCGAAAAUUGUAAACAAUCAUAUAUCCCGGGAGAAUACGUAACCAUAGACGAAAUGUUGCUUGCAUUUAGAGGCAGAUGCAAAUUCCGACAGUACAUACCGUCAAAGCCUGCAAAAUAUGGUGUAAAAAUAUUAGCCAUGGUUGAUGCAAAAAAAUUUUAUAUUUUAAACCUAGAGAUUUACGCCGGUAAGCAACCAGUAGGACCGUUUGCAGUAAGCAACAAACCCUUUGAUGUGGUGAAUCGUUUAGUACAGCCUAUUUCCAAAACUGGACGCAACGUGACUUUCGACAAUUGGUUCACCAGUUUCGAACUUGUUUCUCAUCUGCUCAAUGAGCACAAGCUGACUUCUGUGGGUACAGUGCGCAAGAACAAGAGACAAAUACCAAAGGAGUUUAUCAAUACUCGCAGUCGUAAUGCACUUAUCUAUUCAUCGAAGUUUGGAUUUCAAAAGGACGUGACCCUGGUAACUCAUAUACCAAAGAAAAACAAAGUUGUUAUACUCAUGUCAAGUCUCCACCAUGAUGCUGCAAUUGACGAAUCGACUGGCGAGAAAAGAAAACCUGAAAUCAACACGUUUUAUAAUUCCACUAAAGGUGGAGUAGACGUUGCAGACGAGUUGUCAGCGACCUACGAUGUUAGCCGCAACUCAAGAAAAUGGCCUCUGACCGUAUUUUAUGCAAUGUUGAAUAUGGCUGGAAUCAACGCAAAUAUUAUACAUGGGUCUAAUACACAAGCAAUCCAGAAACGUCGCAAUUUUAUUAAAACAUUGGGCCGUAUGCUUGUUACUGAACACUUGAGAGCACGAAAAGAAAUACCACAACUGCCGAGACAGCUACGUAAGAGAAUCCGAGAAUUCAGUGGAGAACCUGAUGAAGAACCGCCUAUCAGAGUUCCAGGAGUGCGAAAAAGGUGCCAGGUUUGUCCUUAUGCUCGACAUCGUAAGACUAGCAACGUUUGCGAAGAUUGCCAUAAGUAUAUAUGCCCAGAACACACUGUUUCGUUCUGCAAAGAUUGUGCUACAACAGCAGAAAAUAAUAGCGUGUAG
Aricia agestis (brown argus) is the source of this 1785-nucleotide messenger RNA. RefSeq names its product piggyBac transposable element-derived protein 4-like. Bases 1 to 1785 code for a protein of 594 amino acids. The transcript has a single exon. NCBI's taxonomy places the organism in Eukaryota, Metazoa, Arthropoda, Insecta, Lepidoptera, Lycaenidae. The record is from RefSeq and is a predicted model, not a curated record.